GCCGGCGCAGGGCAAGUCAGAGGGGAGGCCGCGAGCUGGGUUGCGCGUGCGCAUUGCGUGCCCAGUGCGUGCCUCUGAGGAGAAAGCGGGGCGAAGCGGCGGCGGCGGCGGCGGCGGCGAGGGUCGGGGCCCGGGCUGAUGGCCCAGAGGCGCGGGCAGGCUACUUCAUAACGGAACAAGAAGUGCUUUGAUCGCUAUGCAGUGUUCCGAUCCUAAGGACGACAGCACUGAUUUGAAAACGGAGAACAUGGGUAAAGAUAGUGAAGCCCAGAGCGAGCAGCCGUCGGAUUUCAGCACUGAAAUUAUGAGCGUCACAGAGAUGGAGCAGUCCCCGGACAAUUCCCCCAGUGCUCAGCCCCAGGAGGAGGAGGAGGCUCAGGACUGUGAAGCGCCAGGCGCUGAGGAAGACAAAACUGAGGACUCCGAGGACUCCUUCCCUCUUGAGUUUGACAAGUUCUGGAACGUAGUUGAAACCAAUCCACAGGAUUUCACAGGCUGGGUCUAUCUCCUGCAGUAUGUCGAGCAAGAGAACCAUUUACUCGCCGCCAGGAAAGCCUUUGACAGGUUUUUCGUGCAUUACCCAUAUUGUUACGGCUACUGGAAAAAGUAUGCCGACAUGGAGAAGCGCCACGGCAACAUGAAGCAGUCGGAUGAGGUGUAUCGGAGAGGGCUGCAGGCUAUACCUCUGAGCAUUGAUCUCUGGAUCCAUUACAUCAACUUCCUCAAAGAGACGCUGGAUGCCAGUGACCCUGAAGCCGUGGGCACCAUCCGGGGGACCUAUGAGCACGCAGUCUUAGCUGCAGGUACGGAUUUCCGCUCAGACAAACUCUGGGAAAUGUAUAUAAACUGGGAAAAUGAUGAGGGCAGCCUAAAAGCUGUCACUGCUGUGUUUGACCGCAUUCUUGGAAUCCCGACUCAGCUGUACAGCCAUCACUUUCAAAGGUUCAAAGAGCAUGUGCAGAACAAUCUGCCCCGAGACAUUCUAAGCACCGAGCAAUUUGUUCAGCUCCGCAGGGAACUGGCUUCUGCCCAUAGUCAUAAUGGGGAAGAGGCACCCCCGGGAGAUGACUUCCCCUCUGGGACUGAAGAAAUCACUGACCCUGCAAAGCUAAUCACUGAAAUAGAAAACAUGCGGCAUCGAAUCAUUGAGAUCCAUCAAGAAAUGUUCAACCACAAUGAGCAUGAAGUCAGCAAGAGGUGGACCUUUGAAGAAGGAAUCAAGCGCCCCUAUUUCCACGUGAAGCCCCUGGAGAAGACCCAGCUGAAGAACUGGAAGGAGUACCUGGACUUUGAGAUCGAGAACGGGACCCACGAGCGGGUGGUGGUCCUCUUUGAGCGCUGCGUGAUCUCCUGUGCCCUCUAUGAGGAGUUCUGGAUCAAGUAUGCCAAGUACAUGGAGAACCACAGCAUCGAAGGGGUGAGGCACGUCUACAGCCGGGCAUGCACCAUCCACCUCACCAAGAAGCCCAUGGUGCACCUCCUCUGGGCCGCCUUCGAGGAGCAGCAAGGAAACAUCCACGAGGCCAGGAGGAUCCUGAAAACCUUUGAGGAGAAUGUCUCUGGCCUGGCCAUGAUCCGCCUGCGCAGGGUCAGCCUGGAGCGGAGGCACGGCAACCUGGAGGAGGCGGAGCACUUGCUCCAGGAGGCGGUCAGGAAUUCCAAGUCCAACUACGAGGCCUCCUUCUUCGCCGUGAAGCUGGCCCGGCACCUCUUCAAGGUCCAGAAGAGCCUCCCCAAAGCCAGGAAGGUCCUCCUGGAGGCCAUCGACCGCGACAGGGAUAAUGCCAAGCUGUACCUCAACCUGCUGGAAAUCGAGUACAAUGGUGACCUGAAGCAGAACGAAGAGCACAUCAUCGCCUGCUUCGACAAAGCCAUCAGCGGGACCCUGCCCAUCAAGAUGAGGAUCAUAUUCUCUCAGAGAAAAGUGGAAUUCAUGGAGGACUUUGGCAUGGAUGUGAACAAGCUUCUGGAUGCCUACGAAGAGCACCAGUCCCUUCUGAAGGAGCAAGAAACUUUGAAAAGGAAAGCGGAGAAUGGCUGCGAGGAGGGGGACGAGAAGCGGCCCCACGGGGACGAGGCAGCCCUGGCCGCGGGGCAGGUGGCAGACGGAGACAUGCAGGCCAGCCAGGCCGCCUACAACUACAGCGCGUGGUACCAGUACAACUACCCAAAUGCUUGGAAUUACGGACAAUAUUACCAGGCCUCCUCCACCUGAUCGGAAGAAGCGUGGGGCCGGAGGCAAGGAGUGUGAAGGGUUUUGUUAUUUUUUUAGAACAACGAACGAAUGGGGGAUGAUGGAUGUGAACCCGCCCUUUCUGUGGCCCCCGUGUCUCUCUGCAUGUGCAUUGAGGGGCUGCCCACGGGGGUCUCCUUGUGACAGACUCGCGAUGUGCUCAUUGGUAUGUUGCUGUGCCCCUCGUUUGCCAGGAAUUCGGCUCCCUCCCAAAUUACCCAGAAAUGAAAUGGACUCAUGAAUUCUUAGUUCUCGCUCAGGGCGACAUGAAGCCCCCUAAGCCCCUGAUCUCGGCCCCUCUUCCGCUCUGAAGGAAACGUCCUCCGCACUUCAAGCGAAGGCAGCCAGCCCUGAAAGAUGUGAGCUCCUCUCCUUCCCUUGAACAACGACAUGAAGCGUGUUGCUAGAACCAUGCUGUGUUUGGGGUGGAGAUUUUGUAUUGGGUUUUUUCAUGUGUACGUUCAGACAUUUUUCUGUUCAGAUGCCUUUCUUUUUUGUAAUAAAAAUGAAAUUGUGUAAAAAA
Anolis carolinensis (green anole) is the source of this 2756-nucleotide messenger RNA. It is a transcript of the gene prpf39, whose product is annotated as pre-mRNA processing factor 39. Bases 197 to 2215 code for a protein of 672 amino acids. The transcript is spliced from 14 exons. Gene Ontology annotation, molecular function: pre-mRNA 5'-splice site binding; protein binding. Lineage: Eukaryota; Metazoa; Chordata; Lepidosauria; Squamata; Anolidae. Gene Ontology annotation, cellular component: U1 snRNP; U2-type prespliceosome; commitment complex. Gene Ontology annotation, biological process: RNA processing; mRNA 5'-splice site recognition. The record is from RefSeq and is a predicted model, not a curated record.